UGUGGGACUGGCUUCACUUUCCAAAAGGGCCGGUCGCUAGUAAGGCUGGUUUGGCAUCAAGAAAUAAAAUAAAGCCCUUCUACCCUACGACCACCCCACGAGAGGAGGCAGAAAAGGACAGAUUCACUGGAUGAUAAAAUUAAUUGGUUUAUGACACCCUUCUUCCUGGGUCUGAAAAGUGACGAAGUCAUCUGAAGGGAGAAAUGCGCGAGAACAGAAACUGUGUGGGUUGACUAUGGACGAGCUGGUAACUUCAGUCCGAGGGUCUCAUCUCCAAAGCAGAGGAGGAGAUUGAAGAUGAAUUCUCUGCUUCAGGCCCCUCUGAUGUCUGGGCUACUGUUCUUGUCAGUUUCAUUGGCAAAGGUAAUCAUGGAGCCAAAAUAUGGCAGUAUUUGUGGAGGAACGUGGAUCACACUAACAUUGGAUGGCCUCUCUGUCAAUGAAUCUGAGCUGAACGUAGCCCUGGUGAAUCCUGUAUUGCCUACAGUCCUGUGCGACAUUGAACCUCUAAGUUUUCAUCUGCCUGUUAUAAAAUGCCAGACAAGGUCUGCACAUCUGGAAGGACUUUACCAUCCCCAGUUGAAUGGGCUGACUGCACAUGUGCCAAGUCAGCUGCGAUGUGACGACUGCGCAUUCCAGUUCUCCAUCAAACAUACACCUGUUCUGUAUCAUGUUGACCCACCAUGCGGCGUUCCAGGAAAUGUAAUUCAAAUCUAUGGUCAGAUUCUGGCCUCCAAAUAUGAAACAUAUGAUUUUGAUGUGGAUUUUAUUGAUGGGCCUGUUAUUCUCAAAGCAGACGGAUGGAUUACCAUUUGCUCACUUGCAGACAAGCAGAAGCGCAGCAUGUACCCCAUUCAAACCAGUCAUGGCCUGGGAACCCUUAGGUGCCGAGUGGAAGGCAACUAUAUCGGGUCGCAUAAUGUCAGCUUUUCGGUAUCUAACAAGGGAAGAUCACUUGUGGACAAGGACGCUUGGCUCAUCAGUGCUAAAGAGCAGCUUUUCUUGUACCAAACUUUCCCAGAAAUAUUUUCAGUAUCUCCACCUGCAGGAAGCCUGGGUGGUGGAAUGCUGGUCACCAUCACAGGAGACUUUUUUGAUACUCCUGCGACGGUCACGAUUGCAGGGACUCCCUGUCCGAUUAAUUAUGUUUCUCCACAAAUGAUCACCUGCACAGCUGGAGCAGCUGGUGAAAAUAGACGCCCCAACGGACCACAGCCAGCCCGUGUUGUCUGUGAUGGAGGUGUUUUCAUUAGCCCAAUUUUUGGAGACAUGCUUGCUACCCCUAAUGACUUCACACAGGUUGUGGUAGCAGUGAAUGAUAUUCCAGCCAACUGUUCUGGCUCGUGCACCUUCCAGUAUCUUUUGGAAUCUACUCCUUUAGUCAGUAAUCUUGACUAUUCUGUGGAUGAUGCCGUUCAUAUGUUAAUACACCUUGUUGGAUCUGGCCUCGCUGCAGACCUCAAGUCGUUGCUUGUUGAGGUGAACCAGCAGGACUGUAAGGUCUUGGUUUCCAACCACAGCAAUGCCCUUUGUCGGAUGCCCUUGUUACCGGCAGGGUUGUAUACAGUUACGGUGUUGGUGAGACCCUAUGGAUUGGCCGUCAAUGCCAGCGGAGGAGCCGACAUCUUCCUGAGGAUUGUGCCCAUAUUGACUGCCAUUGAACCUCCGGUGGCUUCUGAGAUUGGUGGGCUUCCAGUAAUCCUCACAGGUUCAGGAUUUGAUGGGAUAAAGCUGGUGUUAUUUGGUCUUCAGCCUUGCCCAGUUAAUGCCAACACCAGCAACGCAACGAUAAUUGAAUGCACGCUUCCCGUGCGAAGAGGAGAAGACCACACAGUCCAUGUGAUGGUGGUCAGUGAACAUGGAUCUACUCUGUUUGCCAACGCGUUUACUUAUGAUUCUUCUCUAAACCCGGUUAUUACAUCACUGAGCCGAAAUUCAACCAGCAUAGUUGGAGGUCAGACACUCGACAUUGGUAUAUCAUCAUUUGCAAAUUAUGCUGGGUUUGACGUGAAGGUAAUAAUUGGGGAGUCGGUGGUAGAAAUCCAGGAACAAACCCAUCAUGGACUCAGUGUAGCCCUGCCUUCUUUGACUCGUGGACUGUACAACCUUUCCGUCUUCCUGAACAACAUCCCAUUAGGCACUAAAGGGAUGGAACCAUUCAUCCAAUAUUCCACAGAGGCCUUCGGAAUGGAACCGUGCUGCGGUUCCUUGCUCGUGCAGUUGUGA
Messenger RNA from Sphaerodactylus townsendi, 2226 nucleotides. RefSeq names its product fibrocystin-like. The record is from RefSeq and is a predicted model, not a curated record. The transcript has 21 exons. Bases 298 to 2226 code for a protein of 642 amino acids. NCBI's taxonomy places the organism in Eukaryota, Metazoa, Chordata, Lepidosauria, Squamata, Sphaerodactylidae.